This is a messenger RNA of Topomyia yanbarensis, 695 nucleotides long. RefSeq names its product seminal metalloprotease 1-like. Lineage: Eukaryota; Metazoa; Arthropoda; Insecta; Diptera; Culicidae. The transcript is spliced from 4 exons. Gene Ontology annotation, biological process: proteolysis. Gene Ontology annotation, molecular function: metalloendopeptidase activity; zinc ion binding. Bases 9 to 695 code for a protein of 228 amino acids. The record is from RefSeq and is a predicted model, not a curated record.
UUCUACAGAUGAACACCAAAGUUGAUGAUGGAUAUAUCAACUUUGAACGUGUUAAACUAAAAUCAAUGAAAUACGGAAACAUAAUUCGUAACUAUCUGACCGAGGAGUACAAGUGGCCGAAUGCAACGGUGUACUAUAAGUUUGAGGGAUCUUUUCCACGUUCAGCAAUUCGCCGAAUCAAGCAAGCCAUGCAAAUUAUAUCAUCCGUGUCUUGUGUUCGAUUCCUGUCAAAACCAUCGAACGAAAUUGACUAUGUCGAAAUAACCUCAGAGCUCAGUGGAUGUUGGUCAGAUACAGGACGCCAUUCACAGAUAACGCAACUGAAUCUAGGUCCAGAAUGCUACGCCUCCGUCGGAACACCCCUGCACGAAUUGAUGCACACUCUGGGCUUCCUGCAUCAGCACACCCGCCCCGAUCGAGAUCAGUACAUUCACGUAUUGUACGAAAAUGUUAUCCAGCGGCCCGAGUACCUGUUCAAUUUUGAAAUCAUCGAACCAUGGACUGAACUCGCUUUUCCUCUGCCGUACGACUUCGAAAGUAUAAUGCACUACUCGCCAGCAAUGUACAGCCGGGAACCGAGUCGGCUCCCAACAAUGAUUCCCCGAAAAAUCCCCCCGGUAAGCGAAACUAUAGGCCAGCGUAAUCAGCUCAGCACACUUGACAUCAUUGGAAUAAACUUUCUUUACUGCGUCUGA